This is a messenger RNA of Serinus canaria (Common canary), 5706 nucleotides long. Its product is annotated as cystathionine beta-synthase. Gene Ontology annotation, cellular component: cytoplasm. Bases 1327 to 3060 code for a protein of 577 amino acids. The record is from RefSeq and is a predicted model, not a curated record. Gene Ontology annotation, molecular function: cystathionine beta-synthase activity; cysteine synthase activity. The transcript is spliced from 18 exons. NCBI's taxonomy places the organism in Eukaryota, Metazoa, Chordata, Aves, Passeriformes, Fringillidae.
GGGCUGCAGGCACAGCUUCCUUUCUCUGGGGGCACAGCAAACUGAGCACUGCCCUCUUCUCCCUGGCUGGUUUCUAGAAUAACAAUUGCCACAGCAGUGGAAGUUGCUUUGCUGCCAGAGUUUAAUCUUUGCAGUGUUGCAGAGGUGAGGGCAUUAAAGAGCUGCUCCUUUCCUUCCAGAAAGUUCUGAGUGUGCCAGUCUGGCUUUUAAAGAGUGAUCAUCGAGAGGAUGUGCAUGUGCUCACCUGCUCUGUAGGAGAAAAUGGAAAUAAGACUUUGGAUUCUUGAAGGGUCUCUUCCUAGAGCCUGAUGUUAAUUCAUUCCCCUGUUACUUCCGGUCACUUGAUACCUCCUGGCACAGGAGGGAUGGCUGCUCCUGAGGAAGUGACAAAGACAUACACUCACAGAGAAACCAGAGCAGCAAAACAACCCAAAUGUUUGCCUUCCUCCUUAAUCUCUUCCAGCUGUGGUGUUUCCAAAGGCUGGAUGGGUGCUGCUGCAUCUGGUUACCUACAAAGAUACCCUGUGGUGCUCAGGCUGGGCAGAACAACUGUUCUGCAGUGCUUUAUUUGUACCUGCUUAACACCAUCAAGUUGCCCUUUCUCAGGCUGCAGCAGAGUGGAAUUCUGUAUCUCAUCCCUGCCUGAGCAGCAUUUCCCUGUGAUUCAGCUCUUACACCUCCCUCACAGCUUCAUCCGUGCUCCAGGCCAGGCUCAGCUCGUUUGCUGUCGCACAGGGGGUGUUUGAAGGGUGCAGUGCCUUAGUGCUGAUAGCACACACUGGGCACAGCCAUGGAAACUGCAGCUCCUGACUCACCUGUGCUGCUCAGCCUCUCAGGAUUCAUUUCACUUACUCAGGCCCUCAGUUCUGUUCUCGAGGAGCUGAGAAAUAAUUUAGGUCUUGGCCUCCCUGUGGAGAUGGAUCCAGAGGUGUGAGCCUUGCCCAUGAGACUUUCUGGAUCUCCCACUCCCCUUUGUGACUUAGGUUUUGUAAAUUCUCUUUCUGAUGAAUUCUUUAUUUUUUUUUUUUUUUUGCCUUGUGUGAUCUUGGAACACAAACCCUGUGAGGAACGUUUGAAGGAGCUGGGGCUGUUUAGCCUGGAGAAGAGGAGGCUCAGAGGUGACCUUAUUGCUCUCUGCACCUUCCUGCAGGGAGGUUGCAGACAGGUGGGGUUGGUCUCUCCCACUGGGCAGCACUGACAGAACCAGAGGACACAGUCUCCAGCUAUGUCAGGGAAGCUUUGAAGAGGAUUCCAGUCUUGUGACCCACAGCAGUCCUUCUCCUGAAGAAAAUCUGGUUUUCUGUGCCACCACCCCCACCAAAAACCAUGGAGAAGUUUGUGUCAGAAAGGCCUAUUCCUGUCUCUAAGAAUGAAUUCCCUACUCUUCCCUCCCAGAAGAAGCCAGAUACCAACUCAUGCCCUCAUGCACCUGCCAAGUCUUUUGUCUCUGGUGGGGUGGACACUGAGAACUGCAAGGCUAAUGAGAAGGAGAGGCAGUGGAUCCGCCCUGACACACCCAGCAAAUGCACCUGGAAGCUUGGGAAGCCCCUCUCUGCCUCCCCCCACCAUCAUACCACCCUGCCAGAGCCUCUGAAGAUCCUGCCCAGCAUCCUGAAUAAAGUUGGCAAUACACCUUUGGUGCGGAUCAACAAGAUUGGGAAGCACUUUGGGCUCAAGUGUGAACUCUUGGCCAAGUGUGAGUUCUUCAACGCCGGGGGCAGCGUGAAGGACCGCAUCAGCCUCAGGAUGGUGGAGGAUGCUGAGAGAGCUGGGAUCCUGAAGCCUGGGGACACCAUCAUAGAGCCAACCUCUGGGAACACAGGGAUCGGGCUGGCGCUGGCGGCGGCAGUGAAGGGUUACCGCUGCAUCAUCGUCAUGCCAGAGAAAAUGAGCAUGGAGAAGGUGGAUGUCCUGAGAGCUCUGGGUGCUGAGAUUGUGAGGACCCCAACAACAGCCAGAUUUGAUUCUCCUGAAUCUCAUGUGGGAGUGGCCUGGAGGUUGAAGAAUGAAAUCCCCAAUGCACACAUCCUGGACCAGUACCGCAAUGCCAGCAACCCCCUGACCCACUACGACACCACAGCUGAGGAGAUCCUGCAGCAGUGUGAUGGAAAGGUGGACAUGGUGGUGGCCACGGCUGGCACAGGAGGGACCAUCACUGGCAUCUCCAGGAAGCUGAAGGAGAAGUGUCCAGGGUGCAAAAUUAUAGGUGUGGAUCCUGAAGGCUCCAUCCUUGCUGAACCAGAAGAACUGAACAAGACUGACAAGACAAUGUAUGAAGUGGAAGGAAUUGGAUAUGAUUUUGUCCCCACAGUGUUGGAUAGAUCUGCAGUGGACCAGUGGUACAAGAGCAAUGAUGAGGAGUCCUUUGCCGUGGCACGGAUGAUGAUCCGUGAGGAGGGGCUGCUGUGCGGGGGCAGCUCGGGCAGUGCCAUGUCUGUGGCUGUGAAGGCAGCCAAGGAGCUGAAGGAGGGUCAGCGCUGUGUUGUCAUCUGCCCUGACUCCAUCAGGAACUACAUGUCCAAGUUCUUGAGUGACAAAUGGAUGAUUCAGAAAGGGUUCAUGAAAGAAGAAGACCUUGGCAACAAGCCCUGGUGGUGGAACAUCAGCAUUCAGGAGCUGAGCCUCUCUGCCCCCCUGACUGUGCUUCCAACUGUUACCUGUGCAAAGACUGUGGAAAUCCUCCGGGAGAAGGGAUUCGACCAGGUACCAGUUGUUGAUGAAUCUGGGGUGAUCCUGGGCAUGGUUACCCUGGGUAACAUGCUUUCCUCACUGCUUGCUGGAAAAGUUAAGCCUUCUGAUGAAGUCAGAAAAGUAAUCUACAAGCAAUUUCAACAGACAGAUAAUCCAGCAUCAUGGGGAAAUGUGAUUAACCUGAAAGACAACUUGGGGAAACUCUCUCACAUCCUGGAAAUAGACCACUUUGCUCUGGUGGUUCAUGAACAAAUUCAAUAUCACACGGAUGGCUCCUCCAGCAAGCGGCAGAUGGUGUUUGGCAUCGUGACAGCCAUCGACCUCCUGAACUUCGUCACCGCGCGCGAGCGGGAGAGGAAAUCCAACUAAAGCCAGCAGCAGCCUGGAGCCUCCUCAGCAUCCUGCAGCCUCAAACAAAGAAUCAGGGUCAUGACUUAAGUACAAUUCUUUUUUUCCCCCUUUUUUUUGGUGUUUUUUCUUUUUUCUGAAAAUCAGCAGUCAGCCAUCCUGCUGUCAGCUACCCAGCCAAUGUGUCUUGCUGCAUUGCCCAGCUUCUGUGACCUUGUUUCUUAAUCAGGCUAAGCAAUAUUUCUUAUCUCAAGACAAUUUAUUUUUUUACUUAUAUAUAUAUAUAUUUAUAUAUGUAUGUGUAAAAAAUAGUGCCUAAAUUAACUGGGGUUUUUUUCUUACUUGUUUUGUCUAAAGGCUGGCUUCCCAAAAUGUUGUUUCAGAAUCAUAAAAUGUGUUGAAAUAAAGAGUUACUGAAGCAGAGGCCCAAGAGAGCUCUGGAAAGUUCUGGAUUUUUUUUCCUCCCCCUAUUUAAGGAUGUUAAGUUAGAUAUUACCUGUGUGGAGACAAAAUUGGGACUGGAGCAUGGGGCGAAGAAAGGAGGGUUUCCCUUUUGGUGGCAUCAUUGUAAAACAAGAAAAAAUCCUCAGGGCUGAAGCUGAGACUUGCUCUGCUCUGAGGAAAAGCUGGUUUGAGUAGAAGCAUGGCAGUGAAGUGACAAACAUCAGCCAGUGACUCUGUUUCACACAGUGCACCAGCUUUCCCUGCCAUGACAGACCUGGUUUUUUCCCCAAUGGCAUCCUAAUAAGUAAGCACAAGUAAGGAAAGAUUUAAAAGGUAAGAUCAAGCAUCUUGCCUGAAGAUUUUUUAAAAUCAUGCUGUUUCAUCUGUUACCUUCCUCUUCCCUGCCUAUUUAUCUCAGAGUGCCUUUUUUGUGCCUGUUUCAGGAGAGCCAAAGAUAAUCUGUCAGGAGCUGUGAACUCUUCCAAGUCUUGUUCAGGUGCUCCUACCCCGUAGCGCCUGAUUCCAGGAGAAAGCCCUGCCCUGGCUACCCCUUCAGAUUGGGUCACUUGCCUUCAGCAAUAGCCCUAUCCUUACCCUAAACUGUGGUUUGCCAUUAAGUUCAUACACUUCUUUAAGAUUUAAGACAGUUUUUCCCAAGGCUCUGGGAAAAAAACUACUAUAAACCAAAAAAUUUACAACUUCAAUAGUAAUUGAAAGUUUCUAAAGGGUGAUAAAUUUCUUUCUGCCAUUGUAGAUGACACUGCUGCUAGAUUUUGGCAUUGCUUGGAAUAUUUACUUUACUGGCUUUUAUCUGAUUUUUUCCCCCAUUUUCCAUCUGACCUUUGCUGACAGCAGCAGGGAGGGAGGUGCUUAGCUCCCUAGGGAGGUGAGUAGCUGAGGUUUGUCCUUUUCCCUUGUCAAACCUGACCUAACUGAAUUCAGCAAGAAAUAUGAAAAUGAUAGAAGGAGGGUCCCAAAGCUGCUUUUCAGAGCAGCACAAGAGGGGAGUUAAAGGUGGGGCAGCGAAUGAGUUAGUUAUGUAGAAGUGUAAAGAUUUGAAUCUGUUUUUCUGCUUCACUGUUCAUAGAUUAAUCCCUUUAGUGCUAUGGAAACUGGCAGAAUUGUGGGCUGGGAAACAGGGGAUGGGAGUCUAAACCAUCCCAAGUAAGCCAAAGGAUCCAGAGAAAUUCACCUUCUCCCCUGGGGUUUGCUAAGAACAGGAACUGCCUCCUGCUCUGCCCUGGCACAGGGGGGAGAAGGCUUUUCUUAUUCCCCAUGGUGAGACCAGAGGAACUGGAUAAAUAAAUGAUGUUGCUGCACUACUGAAAAACUUUCCAGAGCUCUUUCCCAUGGUAGGGGUGAAGGCAGCAAAGGGAAGGGGACAGGGAAUCCAGCAGGGCUGAAGUUCCUGUGCAAAAGUUUGUGAAUGUGAUGCUUUUUUGCAUGUCUGAGAACCUCACUGCUGGCCUGGUGUUGGUUAGUUGUGGUAGGGCUGAUUAAAACUGGGCUUAGCUUUGUUUUAAAUACUCUGAAGACCAAGAAAGACACUGCAGUUUGUUCAGUCUUUUACCUGAAAUUGAAGGCCAGAGCCUGAACAGAACUGUAUUUUUUUUUUCCUGAAGUGAGUGCUGGCACCUUCUGUUUAUCUUUGCUGCUGUUACAAGCACUGACUAAACCUGAAAACUAUUUUGCACAUGGAUAUUUUUAUCAACAAUUUAUGCUGUAUUUGUUUGUCACUGUAAGAGAUUAUCAGUCCUAAUGUUGGCUCUGCAAAAAUACUUUUUAUUUUCUCACCUGAAGACAGCUGUUCAGUAAAAUCUGUACAAUAUUUUGCAAGCAGUUACCAGGCAAUGACUUAAGGUUCAUUUUCACAUUGUCUUGUCCAGUGUUAUUUCCCCAUUUCUUGUACAAGCUGUGGCUGACUCCAGAACUCUGGCUAGCAGGGGUUCCUCUGAGCAGCCAGACCAAUUUCAUCUGCCCGCCAAGCUCAUUUCUGAAAACUUCUGUUUGCUGUAAAUCUCACACAAGGCUCACUGUCAGAAGUUUCCUGACAUUGUCCCUGUCAUCCAACAGCUUUUCUUACUGUGCAGUGUCAACCAAGGGAAAGGGAAGACUCCUUAUGCUUCAAGGAGCUGGGAAAAAUCACCACUAUGAGCUGUAUUUAUUGCACAGAUGUUCACAAAUGUACCAUACAAAGAGUUCAAUAAAUGCUGUUUGGUUGCA